This is a messenger RNA of Dermacentor andersoni, 927 nucleotides long. It is a transcript of the gene Prosbeta2, whose product is annotated as Proteasome beta2 subunit. Lineage: Eukaryota; Metazoa; Arthropoda; Arachnida; Ixodida; Ixodidae. The record is from RefSeq and is a predicted model, not a curated record. Gene Ontology annotation, molecular function: threonine-type endopeptidase activity. Gene Ontology annotation, cellular component: cytoplasm; proteasome core complex.
CCUUCUGUAAUCUUUCUAUGACAAACAGUAAGCUCCGUCAAAAAUGGCCGCUGUCGCUAGUGCCCUCGCCGAGCCUUCUUCGGGCUUUUGCUUUGAAAAUUGUCGCAGGAAUGCCUUCCUGCAAUCGCAAGGGCUGCCGAUGCCCAAGGCAACAAAGACCGGUACAACCAUUGCUGGUAUAGUGUUCAAGGACGGGGUAAUCCUGGGAGCCGACACUCGUGCCACUGCUGGAGGGUUUGUGGCGGACAAGAACUGCGACAAGAUUCAUUACCUUGCUCCAAAUAUCUAUUGCUGUGGUGCUGGUACUGCUGCUGACACGGUAAAGACAACAAGAAUGAUAUCAUCGCAGCUGGAGCUUCACCGCUUGGCCACUGGACGGGUUGUUCCCGUGUGUACAGCAAACCGCUUGUUGAAGCAAAUGCUCUUUCGGUACCAAGGCCACAUAAGUGCAGCGCUGGUACUUGGAGGAGUGGACACAACUGGCGGUGUCCUUUGCAGUAUUCACCCACAUGGCUCUACAGACAGGCUUCCUUAUGUGACCAUGGGGUCAGGAUCCUUGGCUGCAAUGGCUGUCUUUGAGCGUGACUGGAAACCCAACAUGGCACUGGAAGAUGGAAAGAAGUUGGUGAGAGAUGCUAUUGCUGCUGGUAUCUUCAAUGACUUGGGAUCAGGUGGCAACGUUGAUAUGGUUGUCAUUACUCGUGAAGGACUAACUCGUGCUCGUCCUUAUGAGGAAGCAAACAAGAAGGGUGAACGACACCUGAGCUACAAGUUCAAGAAGGGUACGAGUGCUGUCUUGGCAACCAAAGUAGUUCCCAUUGAGGUGGAAGAGACAAUUGUGAAACACACAGAUGGUGAAGCCAUGGACACUGCCUGAGCGGAAUAUCAUUUGCACUGUUUGAAAUAAAGAGGGCUUCAGUUGUCCAA